Messenger RNA from Podarcis muralis (Common wall lizard), 4470 nucleotides. It is a transcript of the gene GPRIN3, whose product is annotated as GPRIN family member 3. The record is from RefSeq and is a predicted model, not a curated record. Gene Ontology annotation, biological process: neuron projection development. NCBI's taxonomy places the organism in Eukaryota, Metazoa, Chordata, Lepidosauria, Squamata, Lacertidae. Gene Ontology annotation, cellular component: plasma membrane.
GAGGAGCGGCUGCUCCGAAGGCAGUCACGGGCACAGCCGCUCCGGGAGCCGCCGGCAGCGGAAGCAGCCGCCUCCCCGUCCGCCCGGCCAAGACUAGAAACGCCCCCCCAGGAGGCACCUGCGCCGCCCUCUGCAACAGCGCCAAAUGCGCGCCGGGAGGAGCCGGAGCCACCCAAGGAGCUGCGGCGUUCCCGGCUUCGCCUCCGCUUUCGACUUGUGGCUCCUUCUCCCCACGGUGGGUUUUCCCUCAAAAUCCGAGCCUUCGUAGACGAGGCUUUCCGGGUUUCUCCCGCGUUGAGAUCCAUCCCGGCAGCUUGGGCGCCUGGAUCCCGACCUGGAGGGUUCUUUCCGUCUGCGUUUUUACGCGCCAGGCUGCGAGCGGGGAAAGCUGCUCGGUUGCUGCUCCGAUGAGGAAUUUCUCUGCAAGGUCAUCUCUCCUGGCUGCCGGUGCUGCUGCGGCGGCCGCUGCUGCUUCCCCCUGGCUGCGGAAGACCAGCUGCGAGGAAGAGUCGCUUGUGGCCGCACCUCUCUCCGCCUAGGCCCUUCUCAGCCAGAAGCUGGGCGAAGCUGACGGGAGCCUUGCAACGCAUUGCGUUCCCAUGGGGACUGUACCAGAUCCUCUGAGGUCUGCCAAGCGUCCACUGGUCACCGCUUCCGAGGAGGAAAACGACCUGAAAAGGUUGCAGUCCUCUAAACACCAGUACAAGCAAGCGAGCAUAGAGAGCAACAGUAAUGGAUUUCCUUUCACUUCCAAGGUGCAACCCACUGGAGAUCGCCUGCUUGAAGGGAACUGCGGGGUGGAAGCUGAUGCUGCAACGGGCGAACGGCACUGUGGGUAUGACACUGGGAAACCAAGAAUGUCCUCCAGCCCAUCCAAAGAAGGCUGCCUAGCAGUUCUGGAGCCGGGGAAUAACUCUGAGCGGGAAAGCUGUAGUGAUGCUGGAACUCAAGGCCAGGUCCCAGCAAAAGAACAUGCUGCAGUCAAGGCAGCUGCUACCCAGGAGGCCAAUGAAAUUGUGCCAAGUGGUGCUGGAGGGCAACUUUGCAGUGCAGCAGAUAAGGCAAGCUCUCUGCCUGGAGGUGGUGGUGGCAGAGUCACAGAGAUCAGAGCUCAUGGCAGGUCUUCUCCUCCUUCAGAUGCCCAGCAAGCCGCUCCAACCACAAAGGAAAUUGUGGGUGAAAGGAUUGGUCCCGAAGUGACGCAGGUGCCAGACUCAGCAAAGGAACUGGAGCCUGUCUCUGAUCUUGCGCUGAAGGCCCACGGUUGCUUGGAUGCAGAGCCAAAGGGCUCAAAGGAGACAGUCUCCGAUUCUGGCUCAAGAACUGCACCAGAGAUGGUCCCCAGACCCAGCCCUGGGAGCACACCACAGCCUUCAUGCGGUGACAAGGAUGCAGAGAAGGUAGGGCCUGAGCCCUCCGAGUUCAAGGACACAGGGACCAUGAUGGUGCAACCUGAGAGUCGGGAGGUUGCAGGUGGGGAGGUGGCAAGCAAGACCCAUCAGGAUGCUGGGGUGCAGGCCGUAGCCAGCAUGGAAAGCAGAUCAGCGUCCACCAGCCCAAGCAUCUUUGCUGCAUUUUUACGGGAAAACAUGCCUCCCCAGGCCACACAGAAGCAAGAACAGUUGCACAUUAUUUACACAGGAGCUGGCGGGGAGGAGCAAUCGGAAAUCGUCGACGACUUUGCGGCGCUUGUCCAGACAGCUGUGCCUGCUGCCACUGUGACCGAAGCCCAUAUCCAGGCAGCAGCUGCAGUAGACGAGGGGUUGGCAGUUCAGGCUGUCAAACUUCAAGAGGGCACAGCAGGCACUCAUGAUACAGCCCACUCGACUUUGUCAGGCGACGCGACGUAUCCCUGCCCUGGCGGUUUGCAAGAAACGUCGUCCAAGGUGACAGAAGCACAAACAGCAAAUGCAGCCAGCCAUCGCAGCGAUGCUUCCCAGCAGUUGCCGGAUGCUUCAGUUAUGCUGAAGACAGCACCGAUUGACCAGAUUACUGUCAAUGGCAGCGCUUCCCCGCACCCCGCGCGCAGCGAAACCAAGCUACCUCCACCUUCUGCUCUGCCAGGAAUCAAUAGCAAACCUCAGCACCUUGGACCCUCCUCUGUUGCAGAAAGCCAACAGACGCCUCCAGCCUCCUGCAGCAGAUCUGAACAAGACAAGGCUCUCCGCACCGCUGGUGGCACUCCCAAUAUCGGUUGCAGAGAGCAGCUACGCACUGAGACGGUUAGGAGUCUUGAGACAGUUCCAGCCAGCCUCCUCGUGGAUGUCAAACCAAAGGGGGGAGGGAAAUCCGUCCCUCUCAGUCCGAAGGAACAGGGGACGAUUAACACUCCAGCAGUGGCUACUGCGUCCCUGACUGUGUGUGCCCCAGCCACGGCAAAAAUUGAGCAGGAUAAGCUUCCAGAAAAAGAGGCAGGAGGAUUUGGCAUUCAGAAUCUGGAAGCUGAGUCUGGGUUGAGUAGAAAUUCUGGCCCUGGCCUAGGAACCAAAAGCAACAGAACUAAGAAGGGAGAGAAGGGCAAUCUUUCAGCCUCUCCCGCUUUGCCCUUGCCAAAGCUGGGCGAGAAGAAGAAGGAAGGAAAACCUGCUGCGGAGGGCAAAGGGCACCUGAAGCAGUCUAAGCGCGUCCGGGAUGUCGUGUGGGACGAGCAGGGCAUGACUUGGGAGGUUUACGGGGCCUCCCUUGACCCCGAGUCGUUGGGGGUCGCCAUCCAGAAUCACUUGCAGAGGCAGAUUAGAGAACACGAAAAACUGAUUAAGGCCCAAAACAGCCAGACCCGUAAAUCUGUUUCUUCGGAUACGUCUUCAAAUAGAAAACUUAAAGGGAGGCAGCACAGUGUUUUCCAGUCCAUGAUGCAGAAUAUCAGGCGCCCCAAUUGCUGCGUUCGCCCUGCUGCUUCCUCUGUGUUGGAUUGAAAGAGUCGGGAAGGCGACGAGCGUCCGUUUGUAGCCAUUUGUUUCUGUGUAUGCACAGAAAUCUGUAGAAAAUAAGCCCAGGAGCUCAGCUUUGAUGCUUGAGAUUCUGAUAUAAUGAUUGGGGGUGGGGGGGGCAGAGUAACGGCUGUGUAUUGUAUGCCCAGUAAGUCAUCACAUCUGAGCUGUCUUGUUCUCUGCAAACGACACGUGCAGCUUUUGCGUUUACUUAGAAGCCACUCCGGUCUGUUGCCAAACGACAACAUAAGCACUUAAAAACGAAGCACAAUGUGAGAUUGCCAAUUUACUGCACCAACGGUGUGGCAGCUUUUAGCAGACGGAAGAGAAGGGAGGCAUCAAACCCUUUGCAAACGCCUUUCACGUACAACUAGCUCUUAACAAUGUCAAUAACGAAAACUUCAACAACUGUGUGUUAAUGUAGCAAAUAUUCCCAAGUACCUGGAUCAGGUUGCGUUGGUGCUGAGAGAGUCAAAGGAGCUGGUUUUCUUAAAAUGAUAGACUCUCUUUGAGGCGGUGGUAAGAGGAUAUCCCCUUGCAAUUAGGGUGGUAUUCCAAGUACGCCUGCCAAAAGGAGGCACCCCAAAGACGAUCCACCCCUUUUGCCUCACAUGCUAAAGAGCCCUUAGGGGUCCUGUACCAAUCACAUGCUAGCCUUUGCCAACCUGGGGCCAUCCAGAUGUUUUGUACUACAUCUUCCAUCAGCCCCAGCUGUGCUGAUUGGAGUUGUGGUCCAAAACAUCUGGAGGGUAAGCCAGUUGGACAAGGUUAAUCUGUACAUAUAUGGUUACAGUGUGCCAAAAGGCUCUUCUUGAAGGCUCUGGAAACCUCUGGCAUCCCAGACGCAAUAAAGGUCCUUCAAACUGGAGUAUAAAGGACUUCAGAAAUACCCAAGAAAUUUCUGUGGGUGCCAGAAUUUCUGUUAAGUGUGAGAUUUUGACUGUUAUUUGCUCCUUAAUGGGUCUCCUCUUUCUGUCCUUCCCCCCCCCCCACCCUCCUGGUUGCAAUUUUGUAUUUUGCAAUGUUUUAUCUUAGAGGUGAUACUUCCAUGUAACACAGAAGCAGAGAAAUGGUUUGGAUUUUCAGCAGCAAUGUAGAGAGGGCACGAAAGAUUAUUGUGCAGCCUUGUUAAAACUAUUUUUUAUAUAUAAUUUUUUUAAAUUAGUUUUCCACUAUACCCCCCAAAGUAGCCAAAUUAUAACAAUAACAAUUAAUUCCCAAAUGGUACAAUUACCAAAAUGCCAAUCAACUUCCAUUUUAGUUAAAGUGGCUCCCCGUAUGGUGGUUUGGGUGCAUUUCUGAUCUUAUAUCACUGCGUUCCAUGAUCUUAAUUUAUGUCAGUUACAUUUCAGUUAUUAUAAUAAUCCCUUAGUCAACAACUACAUAAUUAAUGAUCUCCAUUCGUGAUGUUAUAAGAUACAAAUUUAUAAAGCUUCAAGUGAGGAACUCAAACUAUUAUCUUUAUUCUGCCCUGUGUGUGAAAACUGUUAGGUCCAUAGAGAUUCCUUCUGUCCAUAUAUGAUGUUGUUUCUUUCACUUC